UCCCUCCAUUUCCAUCUAGCUUGUCUCCGGGUGUCCGCAAAAUUAACAUAGAACUUCUUCACUAAAACACACUUUUUCUCCCAUUCAUGACAUUAAAAUACAGCCUUCCAUUAGAAAGGGAAAAAGAAACAAACCCGAAACCCGAAUUAUUCUUUUCUCUUUCUUUUUCUUAACUUAUCAGUAGUUAACCUUUGCUUCAGAAUUGAGUUUCAGGUUUCUUGAUACUAGCAAUCUUCUCUGCAAUUUCAAAGUGACAAAAAAGGAAUUAUGCAGUUAGUUAUGGAGGCAAGUAGUAACAACCUUCCACUCAAUUAGCAGUUGAUUUUCACAACCAAAUAAUCAAAAUCUGAAUCAUCCACCAGAUCCCAGUACUCCUCAAGAACAAGCUAACGAGCGCUUCUCAUAACUACCAUGACAAUCAGGUCUGUUACAAAUCCCUUUUGAAAGCUGAUACUUCUACAGCUUCUGUUGCUGUUGUGGAGAAACUAAUCACAAACACAAAGAACCGGAGAGAGUACCACCAACACAAGAAAAAGAUUCUGAGAAACCAGCAGGAACCAUGCACCAGAACAACCAGCAACCCAUUCCCAAUAACCAAGAGGACUUCAAACUGAAGGAUACGAAUCCCCGACUUGGAGAAAGAUGGCCAAAUGGGGGCGUACGAGGUGGUGGGGGGUGGAUGAGUGGAGACAAAAUUACCAGCACUUACGACCUCGUCGAACAAAUGUACUAUUUGUAUGUUCGAGUUGUCAAAGCCAAAGACCUUCCUACUAGUGCCAUCACUGGAAGCUGUGAUCCUUACGCGGAGGUAAAGCUUGGAAACUAUAAAGGUACAACAAGACAUUACGAGAAGAAAACACACCCAGAAUGGAAUCAGGUAUUUGCUUUCUCGAAAGAAAGAAUCCAAUCGUCAGUAUUGGAGGUUUUCAUCAAGGAUAAAGAAAUGGUUGGAAGAGAUGAUUACCUUGGGAAGGUGUUGUUUGAUCUUAAUGAAGUGCCGACUCGAGUUCCACCUGAUAGUCCCUUGGCUCCUCAGUGGUAUAGACUUGAAGACCGACGUGGAGAAGGAAAGGUGAGAGGUGAAAUUAUGCUUGCAGUUUGGAUGGGAACACAGGCUGAUGAAGCCUUCCCAGAGGCCUGGAAUUCAGAUGCUGCAACAGUUCAUGGGGAAGGCGUAUUCAAUAUCCGAUCAAAAGUUUAUGUCUCGCCGAAACUUUGGUACCUCAGAGUUAAUGUAAUUGAAGCACAGGACAUACAACCAAAUGAUAGAGGCAGGCUUCCUGAAGUGUAUGUGAAGGCUCAAGUUGGUACCCAAAUUCUCAAAACAAAGUUAUGCCCAACACGAACGAUUAAUCCACUUUGGAACGAAGAUCUUGUCUUUGUAGCAGCUGAACCAUUCGAAGAGAAAUUGGUCCUUACGGUUGAGGAUCGAGUACAUCCGUCUAAAGAUGAAGUGCUUGGAAAGAUAAGUUUGCCACUCAACUUGUUUGAAAAGCGCUUGGACCACCGCCCUGUUCACACUCGAUGGUUCAACCUCGAAAAGUUCGGAUUUGGAGUCUUGGAAGGUGACAAAAGGAAGGAGCUCAAGUUCUCAAGCAGAAUUCAUCUAAGAGUGUGCCUCGAAGGUGCUUAUCACGUACUUGAUGAAUCAACAAUGUAUAUAAGCGACCAACGGCCAACUUCAAGGCAACUAUGGAAGCAACCGAUCGGCAUUCUGGAAGUAGGUAUUCUCAGUGCACAAGGGCUUCUGCCAAUGAAAAUGAAAGAUGGGCGAGGUGCCACAGAUGCUUACUGCGUCGCGAAGUAUGGGCAGAAAUGGGUGCGAACAAGAACAAUAAUCGACAGCUCCGGCCCAAAAUGGAACGAGCAGUACACAUGGGAGGUUUAUGAUCCCUGCACAGUGAUCACAUUAGGGGUUUUUGACAACUGCCACUUGGGCCAUGGUGACAGACCUGGUGGGGCGGGCGGAGGUGGUGGUUCUGGAAGAGAUUCAAGAAUCGGAAAGGUAAGAAUUCGACUAUCAACAUUAGAAGCAGAUCGAAUUUAUACAAAUUCUUACCCGCUUCUAGUACUUCACCCAUCUGGGGUGAAGAAGAUGGGUGAGCUGCAGUUGGCUGUGCGUUUCACGUGCUUGUCCCUUGCUAACAUGAUAUACCUUUACGGUCACCCACUACUACCAAAAAUGCAUUACCUGCAUCCAUUCACAGUAAAUCAAUUAGACAGCUUAAGAUACCAAGCCAUGAGUAUAGUUGCUGUAAGGUUGGGACGAGCUGAACCGCCACUGCGAAAGGAAGUCGUUGAGUACAUGUUGGAUGUAGAUUCUCACAUGUGGAGUAUGAGAAGAAGCAAAGCUAACUUCUUCCGGAUAAUGUCCUUACUAUCAGGAAUGAUCUCGGUCAGUAGAUGGUUCGACGAUGUUUGUCACUGGAAGAACCCAAUCACAUCAGUUCUUGUUCACGUUCUCUUCCUAAUAUUGAUCUGGUACCCUGAACUGAUUCUUCCAACAAUCUUCCUGUAUAUGUUCCUCAUUGGAUUAUGGAACUACAGAUUCCGAGCUAGGCACCCACCACACAUGGACACAAGACUUUCAUGGGCAGAAGCAGUUCAUCCAGACGAGCUCGACGAAGAAUUCGACACUUUCCCAACAUCGAGACCUCAGGAUAUUGUUAGAAUGAGGUAUGAUCGGCUCAGAAGUGUUGCAGGAAGAAUUCAGACAGUAGUAGGAGAUAUGGCAACUCAAGGAGAGAGAUUUCAGUCUCUGUUAAGCUGGAGAGAUCCUAGAGCAACAAGUCUCUUCAUAGUUUUCUGUCUCUGUGCAGCUAUCAUUCUGUAUGUAACUCCUUUUAAGGCACUGGCGCUGCUCGUAGGGCUAUAUAUGCUACGCCAUCCAAGAUUCCGAAGCAAAAUGCCUUCCGUCCCCAGCAAUUUCUUUAAGAGGUUGCCGGCUCGAACUGAUGGAAUGCUUUAAUCGGUUGAGUAGUAACUUUCAAAGUGAUAUCUCUUCUCACAGCUGAUGAUACUUGUAAAACACCAACCUGCAUUGUUGGAAUUAGUUCUAAUUUUUCAGAUGUAUUUGUAUUUAUUAUGACUUCUGAGUUCCAAUGAAGUCUAAUGGGUUAUUUGGUUUUUCUUUUCUAACCA
Molecule: messenger RNA, 3141 nt
Organism: Papaver somniferum (opium poppy)
Lineage: Eukaryota; Viridiplantae; Streptophyta; Magnoliopsida; Ranunculales; Papaveraceae
Product: FT-interacting protein 1-like
Exons: 2
Coding region: 560-2968 (802 amino acids)
Source: RefSeq, a predicted model, not a curated record